Tauraco erythrolophus (red-crested turaco) is the source of this 489-nucleotide messenger RNA. Lineage: Eukaryota; Metazoa; Chordata; Aves; Musophagiformes; Musophagidae. The record is from RefSeq and is a predicted model, not a curated record.
CUAAGUAACCUGAAACAAGUCACAGUUGUGGAUGUGUCAGCAAACAAGUUCCAUUCUAUUCCAAUUUGUGUACUCCGGAUGUCUAAUUUGCAGUGGUUGGAUAUUAGCAGCAACAACCUGAAAGAUCUCCCAGAAGACAUAGACAGGUUAGAUCAAUUGCAGACGCUUCUCCUACAGAAAAAUAAGUUGACUUACCUUCCACGAGCUCUGGUCAACAUGCCAAAGCUCAGUUUGCUAGUUGUCAGUGGCGAUGACCUGGUUGAGAUACCCACAGCCGUCUGUGAGUCAACCACAGGUUUAAAAUUCGUAAGUCUCAAGGACAGCCCAGUUGAAACUAUUGUAUGUGAAGAUACUGAAGAAAUUGUAGAAAGUGAACGGGAACGGGAACAAUUUGAGAAAGAGUUUAUGAAAGCAUAUAUUGAAGACCUAAAGGAAAGGGAUUCUACUCCUUCCUACACUACAAAAGUAUUACUGAGUCUUCAGCUCUGA